Molecule: messenger RNA, 1892 nt
Organism: Lolium rigidum
Lineage: Eukaryota; Viridiplantae; Streptophyta; Magnoliopsida; Poales; Poaceae
Product: zinc finger protein CONSTANS-LIKE 14-like
Exons: 4
Coding region: 161-1600 (479 amino acids)
Molecular function (GO): protein binding; zinc ion binding
Source: RefSeq, a predicted model, not a curated record
CUCCCAUGCCCCCGCACCCUCGCCGAUGAUAAGCUAAAAAGCUGCCGCGCGGCGAUAAGAAGCGGCACACCCCUCUCGCUCUCCCGCCCGCCGUUUGACCCGCCUCCGCCGUCGCCUCUCCUCCGGUCUGGUCCCUGUUUGUUCUGGUGGUGGUGGCGUGAUGAAGGACGGCGGCGGGAGGCAGCAGUGGCCGUGCGACUACUGCGGGGACGCGGCGGCGGCGCUGCACUGCCGCGCCGACGCGGCGCGGCUCUGCGUGGCCUGCGACCGCCACGUGCACGCCGCCAACGCGCUCUCGCGGAAGCACGUGCGCGCGCCGCUCUGCGCGGGCUGCGCCGCGCGCCCGGCCGCCGCGCGCGUGGCCGCCGGCGGGGCCGACCCAGCCUUCCUCUGCGCGGACUGCGACGGCGGGUGCGAGGCCGCGGCGCGGGUCCCCGUGGAGGGCUUCUCCGGCUGCCCCGCGGCGCACGAGCUCGCCGCGUCCUGGGGCCUCGACCUCCUCCUCCCCGGCGGCGCCGUCGCCGCCGCCGGAUGCGGGUUCGGCACCGGCCACGUCCACGACGACGAGGACGCCUUCUUCUUCUCCAACCUCGACUACUCCAUGCUGGUGGACCCCGAGAUGCGGGACCUCUACGUGCCCUGCAACCCGCCGGAGGCGGUGGCCGCCACGGGAGGGGCCGGCGGCCGGCCUCUCAAGGGGGAGGCUUUGUGCCAGCAGCUCGCGGAGAUGGCGCGGCGGGAGACCGACGCGUCGCCGCAGCCGCAGGGGUACUCGGAUCUGAGCCCCCGCACGCCGCGCCGCUCCUCCGCCGGCCGCUUGCCGGACAAGCAGCCGCUGCCUCCUGCUCCCGAGGCGCCGUCGCCCUACACGUCCCUGCUCAUGAUGCCGCCCGCCAACUGCGCCGAGCUCAUCGGCAAGGAUGACGACGAACCGCUACAGUGGGAGUUCACCGCGCCCUCACCAGUGCCGCCCACCCAGAUAUGGGAUUUCAACUUAGGAAGGUCAAGGAACCACAAUGAGAACUCUGCACUCGAAAUUGGAUUUGGUUCAAACAGUGGAGGCUUUAUGAUCAAAAGUUACAAUGACAUGCUCAAGGAAAUUUCUUCAGGGACAACGAAAGAUCUCGAAGAUAUUUACGACUCAGGAUACUGUGCAGCUGCUGAAGAUAUCAUGUCAACAAAUAUCUGCCAGCUGCCAUCGAAAAAUACGAGCACAGCAAGCAACAAGCGAUUGAAGGUUAGCUCAUGCACCUCGACGAAUGACGGACCAACAACCUCUGGGAGCCACGUGCCUACAUCAGGACCCUUGGUGAGCUCUUCCCAUGACAAAGGAGCAGCUCCCAGUAGGGAGAUCUCCUUUGGUGAUCAAACCAUCGUCCCAAUUGGAGCUGAGAGGCCUGCCACAAGGAUGGACAGCGAGACACUCGCGCUAAACAGGGAUAGCGCGAUGCAGCGUUACAAAGAGAAGAGGAAGAAUCGCAGGUAUGAGAAGCACAUCCGGUACGAGUCCCGGAAGCUGAGAGCAGACACACGGAAGCGGGUGAAAGGACGUUUUGUCAAGUCGAAUGAAGCGCUCAACGCCAUCAGUAAUGGGGGAUGACCCUCCUUCCUCGCCCUCUGAAAGGCAGGUGUAUGUAGCUGGGUUUUUCCAUGUAGCAGAUCGGCCUGUAGCAUCCUGCGAUCCACCUAAGCAGGAUGCCGUACAUUGCCCAGCUAUUUAUUUUAGUCUUCGUUUUCAGCACCGUGAUCGUCAGUUUACAGCGGAGGGUCGUAUUCACGGUGUUUUUCUUGUAUAACAGAUCUCCCUCUUUCUCUCUCAGAACUCAGAAAUAGCCAACUUAAUUGUACACUGAUAUGAGGUAUUGAGGUGCAUAUGUGAUAUGUUUGUCUUA